Hibiscus syriacus is the source of this 5875-nucleotide messenger RNA. Its product is annotated as vacuolar protein sorting-associated protein 8 homolog. Gene Ontology annotation, cellular component: late endosome; HOPS complex. Gene Ontology annotation, molecular function: protein binding. The record is from RefSeq and is a predicted model, not a curated record. Gene Ontology annotation, biological process: endosomal vesicle fusion; protein targeting to vacuole. Lineage: Eukaryota; Viridiplantae; Streptophyta; Magnoliopsida; Malvales; Malvaceae.
UCUGUCACUGCCUAAAAUCUUGUAACGAUGAAAUUUUUCAAUCUCACAACCGAAGAUUAUGAAGUAUUUUCCCACAGGAAUGAAAGCUGAAUUUUAAGUGACAACUAGAAAACUUUCCCCAAAUGGAAGCUGACCUCGACUCGUUACUUGAUUCACACCUUUCCGAUUCCGACGACGAUUCCAACUCCGUCGUCCCUCACCGCACCAUCGAUGACAUCCUCAACGAUUCUGAUGCAUCCACGUCAUCCUCCUCGCCCUCAUCCCCUCUCUCCACUCACCGCUCCUCCGAUAACCGCCUUGCCCGGUCGAACAACGUUCCCCAAGAAUUCGUUGAAUCAAUGAAGGAAAGCGACGCCCUUUCGGAUGGACCAGCGGAAUCGUCGAAGCUUAGCCCGUUCAAGCGGAUUGGGGAUCCAAUUUGGAGGGUUCCGUCGACGUCUUCUUCUUCUUCGUCAAAACAGCUGCCGACUCUGUUCGGCGGAGUGAAAUCCAAUGCCAAACCAGGGGCUGCGCUCGCGGCUGCUGCUGCGGCUUCAAGGUCGGUUCCAUCACCACAUGCGGCUGCGAUCAAGUCGAGGAGGGCGGUAAGCAGUGGGGUUCUCCAGAGGGUUGUAGAUAGUGAUGAUCAUGAUGUAAGCUCAUUGAAUGGGGAGUCGGUUGGGGUUAGUUCGAAAUCUAGCGUUUCAGGUGAAAAAUUAGAAAUUGAUGAGUAUAAUUAUGAUAAUAAAAUGGGCGGUUUUCUUCAAUCUGCUGAUGCACAUGAAGGUAACGAGGCUAGUAUUAAUAAAAAUGAGGAAUGUGAAACUGAGGGAGUAGUUCAACAAACUGAUGGUUGUUCUAAGCUUGAUUUUGAUGAGAGCUUGAACAAAGAAGCUACAGUUUUUGGUUCGGAUGAAGUUUUAGAUAAUAAAAUUGACCCUGAUUCUAUGUAUGAGAAUUCUAUUGUUCUUGAUGCCGAUGAUUCAUGUAAAAAGUGUAUGUCUUUACCCGACCUUGAUAAGGAGAUAAAUAUAGUUAAGGACUCGGAGACGAUAGAUUUGGGGAGAGAGAACUUAGCAAGUGAUAUGCCCAGUCAUAAAGAUGGUGAGGAGCAUGUUAGUGGUGGUGAUGAUGCAAGUUCAAUUAGUGACAUUUCAGAGCUUGUAGAGGAGAGAUUGGAGCAACUGGAGAUUGAGAGGAUAAGUAAAAAAGCUGAGAACAAUUCACGUUCUACAAUGAAGCCACUUGAACUGGCUGAGGAGCUUGAGAAGAAACAGGCUUCUACUGGUUUGCACUGGGAGGAGGGUGCAGCUGCUCAACCAAUGCGGCUUGAAGGUGUUAAGAGGGGUUCAACCACAUUGGGAUACUUUGAUGUUGAGGCUAACAAUACAAUCACUCGGACUCUUUCAUCACAAGCAUUUAGGAGUGAUCAUGGCUCCCCUCUAGUUUUGGCAGUUCAUCUGAACUUUAUUGCUGUGGGAAUGACUAAAGGAGUCAUCAUCUUAGUUCCUAGUAAAUACUCCAAUCAUCAUGCUGACAACAUGGAUUCUAAGAUGGUGAUACUUGGUUUGCAAGGGGAUAGGUCCCUUUCCCCCGUAACAUCCAUGUGCUUCAAUCAGCCAGGAGACCUUCUCUUAGCUGGUUACAGUGAUGGUCACGUCACAGUAUGGGAUGUUCAGAGGGCAUCAGCAACAAAAGUUAUUAGUGGAGAACAUAAUGCUCCAGUGAUACACACAUUGUUUCUGGGGCAGGAUUCUCAAGCUACUCGCCAGUUUAAAGCUGUUACAGGUGAUAGUAAAGGCUUGGUGCUGUUACAUGCUUUCUCAGUUGUUCCCUUGCUUAAUAGGUUCUCAAUCAAAACUCAGUGCCUUCUUGAUGGACAAAGAACGAGCACUGUAUUGUCAGCUUCUCCACCUUUUGAUGGAGGCUCUUCUCUGGCUGAAGAAGGUGUGGUCAUAUUUGUCACGUAUCAAAGUGCUCUGGUGGUAAGGCUUACUCCAACAUUAGAAGUUUAUGCACAGCUUUCUAGGCCAGAUGGUGUGCGGGAGGGUUCCAUGCCAUAUACUGCAUGGACAUGUAUGGUGCAUCCUAGUGGUUCUUCAUCAGAAAAUACACCAACAGAAACACGAGAAAGAAUUUCGCUUCUUGCACUUGCAUGGGAUCGGAAAGUUCAAGUUGCAAAGUUGGUUAAAUCAGACCUAAAAGUAUAUGGGAGCUGGUCUCUUGACAGUUCGACCAUUGCUUUGGCUUGGUUGGACGAUCAGAUGAUGGUGGUUCUUACAAUGACAGGAAAACUCAACAUGUUUUCUAGGGAUGGAACCCUGAUUCACCAAACAAGUUUUGCCGUAGAUGGCUUGGGAGGAGAUGAUCUCAUUACAUAUCAUACUCACUUCUUUAAUAUUGGAAACCCUGAAAAAGCUUAUCAUAAUUGUGUAACUGUAAGAGGAGCAUCGUAUAUAUUAGGACCUGCGCAUCUUACUGUCUGCCGACUCCUUCCCUGGAAGGAACGGAUUCAGGUUCUACGGAAAGCUGGUGACUGGAUGGGAGCUUUGAACAUGGCAAUGACACUUUAUGAUGGGCAAGCCCAUGGUGUUAUUGACCUUCCUAGAAACCUGGAUUCUGUGCAAGAGACCAUAAUGCCAUAUCUUGUAGAGUUACUUUUGUCAUACGUAGAUGAAGUGUUUUCCUAUAUUUCAGUGGCAUUUGGUAAUCAAAUUGGUAAAAUGGAGCAGCCAGAUGACGGGGAAAGUAGAAAUGGUUCUGUGCAUUCAGAAAUAAAAGAGCAAUUCACACGUGUUGGUGGUGUUGCUGUUGAAUUUUGUGUACAUAUCAGGAGAACCAACAUUCUUUUUGAUGAAAUUUUCUCCAAAUUCGUGGCUGUUCAGCAACGAGAUGCAUUUUUAGAGCUUUUGGAGCCAUACAUAUUGAAGGACAUGCUUGGAUGUUUGCCUCCUGAGAUAAUGCAAGCACUGGUAGAGCAUUACAGCAGCAAAGGAUGGUUGCAGCGAGUUGAACAGUGUGUUCUCCACAUGGACAUUUCAUCCUUGGACUUCAAUCAGGUUGUCAUCUUAUGUCGGGAGCAUGGUUUGUAUGGUGCUCUGGUGUAUCUUUUCAACAAAGGAUUAGAUGAUUUCAGGGCACCUUUAGAGGAGUUGUUUGUAGUUUUACGAAAUACUAAAAGAGAAAGUGCUUCUGGCCUUGGGUACAGGAUGCUUGUUUACUUGAAGUUCUGCUUUAAGGGUCUUGCUUUUCCACCAGGCCAAGGUGCUCUUCCACCGUCACGCUUGUCGUCUUUGAGGACAGAACUUCUACAGUUUUUGUUAGAGGUCUCUGAUGGCCAGGAUAAAAAAUCAGCUUCAACCUUGGCUUUUGAAGGGGCAUACCUUAAUCUGUUUUAUCUCUUAGAGUUGGAUACUGAGGCCACAUUAGAUGUUCUCAAAUGUGCUUUCAUAGAAGAGAAAUCCCCUGAACUGGACUCCUCUUUUUCUGAAUCUGGAGAUGCAAAUGUGGAAGCUAAAAAGGGGAAAGUUUUGAUGACUGAUUCUGAAAUGGUGUUGGUUCAGAAAACCAUCGAUGCUCUGGUUAAUGUUCUUGAUAAGAAUGUCCCUAGAACAGAGGGGUCUGCAAGUGACGAUGACACCAAAUCUAUUGAAGCAUGGCCUUCAGAAAAGGACAAGGGAUAUCUGUUUGAGUUUAUUGCAUGCUAUGUUGCAUGUGGAAGAGCUAAAAUCCCAAAAACUGUUCUAAAUCAGAUUUUGGAAUACUUGACUUCAGAAAAUAAUAGUUUGCGAAGUGUUCCUACCAUGAGUACUGAAAGCUCCAAAAGAAGAGAGAAGCAAUUACUGGCACUUUUGGAGGUUGUGCCAGAAACUGAUUGGGAUCAAUCCUAUGUGUUACAAUUAUGUGACAAUGCAUGCUUUUACCAGGUUUGUGGCUUAAUUCAUACCUUCAGGCAUCAGUAUCUUGCUGCUCUUGAUAGCUAUAUGAAAGAUGUAGAAGAGCCAAUUCAUGCCUUUGUUUUUAUCAACAAUAUGUUAAUGCAACUGAGCAAUGGGGAUUAUACAAAUUUCAGAUCGGCAGUCAUCUCUCGAAUUCCAGAGCUGAUUAAUUUAAGCAGAGAGGAGACAUUCCUUUUAGUUGUUGACCAUUUUAAUGAUGAAAGUUCACGUAUUCUUUCUGAACUUAAGUCUCAUCCAAAAAGCCUUUUCCUUCACUUAAAGACGACCAUUGAGGUUCACUUAUCAGGCACCCUCAAUUUCUCUUAUUUAAGGGAAGAGAAGAUUGCAGAUUUCUUGAGUGGAAAAAGGGGGAAAGAUUCAGAAAAAGUCCUUGAAGCCUACUUGGAAAGAAUGUCUAAUUUCCCCAAGUUCCUGCGAAAUAAUCCUCCUCAUGUAACUGAUGAUAUGAUUGAGCUUUAUGUGGAGUUAUUAUGUCAGUUUGAACGGGAUUCAGUUCUCAAGUUCUUGGAAACUUUUGAUAGCUAUCGAGUUGAAUACUGUCUCCGCCUGUGCCAGGAACACGGAAUCAUAGAUGCUGCUGCAUAUUUAUUAGAAAGGGUCGGUGAUGUUGGUAGUGCUCUCUUGCUUACACUUUCUAGCCUUAACGAUAAAUUUGCAGAGCUUGAUACUGCCAUCGGAAGUACGGUCUCUAAGGGGUCUUUAGGUAGAUCUGGUAGCAUGGAGUAUUUCAACUCUGUUUUGAAAAUGGAGGAGGUGAAUGACAUACGAACUUUAUUGCAAGCUUGUAUUGAAUUGUGCCAACGGAAUACCCCCCGUUUGAACCCAGAAGAAUCUGAGAUGCUUUGGUUUAGAUUACUUGACUCAUUUUGUGAACCUUUGAUGGGUUCAUACUGCAAUGAAAGGGUAGCUGAGAAGGAAAAUCAUGAAGGACUGAUUGAAUCAUUGGAUUCUCAGGACGAAGAGGAAUGCAUAAUCAAGUGGAGGAUCCCAAAAUCUCAUAAAGGUGGUCAUAUAUUGAAGAAAUUGUUAUCUCAGUUCAUCAAAGAGAUUGUUGAGGGAAUGAUAGGAUAUGUCCAUCUUCCAACAAUUAUGUCAAAACUCCUAUCUGAUAAUGGUGGCCAGGAAUUUGGAGAUUUUAAGCUUACCAUAUUGGGAAUGCUGGGAACUUAUGGCUUUGAAAGAAGAAUUCUGGAUACUGCCAAAUCUUUGAUCGAGGAUGACACAUUUUACACCAUGAGCCUACUGAAGAAGGGAGCUUCUCAUGGAUAUGCCCCUCGAAAUUUACUGUGCUGCAUUUGCAACAGCCUUCUUACCAAGAAUUCUUCUAGCCUCCGUGUCCGGGUUUUCAGCUGUGGUCACUCAACUCAUCUUCAAUGCGAGCUUCUGGAAAACGAGGCAUCAACCAAGGGCUUGUCAUAUGGAUGCCCUGUUUGUUUGCCCAGGAAGAAUACUCAGAAAUCUAGAAACAAAUCUGCUCUUACAGAGAAUGGUUUAGUUAGUUCGGCUCCCUCAAGACACCCACCUGCACAAGGAUCAACAUCACAUCCUCACGAAAAUGAUGCUUUAGAUAAUUCUCAUGGCCUUCAGCAGAUAUCUCGGUUUGAGAUUUUAAAUAAUCUUCAAAAAGACCAGAGAUUAGCUCAGAUAGAAAAUUUGCCUCAGUUGAGGCUUGCACCCCCUGCAAUUUAUCAUGAAAAGGUGAAAAAAGGAAGUGGAGCUUUAGCAGGGGAAAGCAGCAGUCAAGUUGGUGCAAUCCAAAAACCAAGUAAAAACAGGCAACUCAGGGAGCUAAAGUUAAAGGGACCAUCUCUUAGAUUCCCUCUAAAAUCAAGUAUAUUUGGUAAGGAGAAAACAAGCAAACCAUAGGAGAAUUGGCUUGUAAACCAUAAUGUAGAUUGAACUAACCUUAAAGCUUGUCCGAUAGCCAUUGAGAAAAA